This is a messenger RNA of Bicyclus anynana (squinting bush brown), 790 nucleotides long. RefSeq names its product spondin-2-like (gene mspo). The record is from RefSeq and is a predicted model, not a curated record. Lineage: Eukaryota; Metazoa; Arthropoda; Insecta; Lepidoptera; Nymphalidae.
GCAUUCACAGCUCCCAGUUUUGCCUGUGAGCUCGCGGCGAAUGGACGUGGCGUUCGUGUAUUAUGUCAUCGCGUACACGCUUCGGGCGUGUUUUUACCGGGCACCUUAAUGAAAAAUUGAUGGAAAAGCGGUACUAACGACCCCUCCUAUGCUCCGUGUGUACAAAUUGUGCUCUAAUUGAAUACUGUGCAAGGAUAUCAAUAAUGCCGGUGGCAGUUUGAAUGAUCACGGCAAAUCCAAACCGCAAUGAACGCGGACACCUAGUGUUGGGACAGUGUAGUGUUAAUCGAUAUCGAUAAAAAUGAUGUGGUUCGUGUUACUACUGCCGAUGGUAGCGACGGCGGCGCUACCACCCGACACCGACUCGUGUAAUCCGGACAAAAUGACUGUUUAUCGAAUGGUGCUGCAUACGUAUUGGACUAGGGAGAAGUUCCCCAAACAUUACCCGGAUUGGAAACCUCCCGCUCAGUGGUCUAGAAUUUAUGGUGUAUCACACAGCCGGUCCUACGUUCUGUUCCGUCUGGGCCGAAGAGUCCCCGCCCCAGUGAGACAGUUCGCGGAGUCCGGACGAUCGGACGCACUCGGCUCCGGUCCGGGUACACUGGACGUAUUCGGAGCACCCGCUAUCAGCCAGGGCGCAGGCAGAACUGAGGCGGAGUUCUUCGUUGACGGAAAUCAUUCUAGAGUAUCGGUAAUGGCGCGUAUGAUCCCAUCUCCGGACUGGUUCAUUGGAGUCGACGGCUUUGAUCUCUGCGUCGAUGGAAACUGGAUAGACAGCAUCACUAUUGAA